Messenger RNA from Rhipicephalus sanguineus (brown dog tick), 1571 nucleotides. Its product is annotated as lysosomal Pro-X carboxypeptidase. The transcript is spliced from 9 exons. NCBI's taxonomy places the organism in Eukaryota, Metazoa, Arthropoda, Arachnida, Ixodida, Ixodidae. Gene Ontology annotation, biological process: proteolysis. The coding region runs from base 112 to 1530 and encodes 472 amino acids. The record is from RefSeq and is a predicted model, not a curated record. Gene Ontology annotation, molecular function: dipeptidyl-peptidase activity; serine-type exopeptidase activity.
GAGCCCAAAAGCCUUCCUGUGGUCUCGGGAAUGCUUCGGCUGACACGUUUGGCCGCUUCCGAUUGAACGGAGUGACGUUGUCGUUUUGUGCUGGAUUCGCAUUUUGUCCGAAUGCGGCGGUGUACGAUGCAAGUGCUCUGGAGGGUCGUCUUGUUCGCGGCAGCUGUCUGCGUGGUGUCAAUUUCUGCGGACUAUGCCUACGAGACCCGUUUCUUCGAGACGAAGGUGGACCACUUCGGCUACGUCAUCAAUGACACUUACAAGAUGCGUUACCUGUUCGCCGAUCAGUACUGGGACCACCAGGGUGGACCCAUAUUCUUCUACACGGGAAACGAAGGCAGCAUCACAACGUUCGCAAACAAUAGCGGGCUGAUGUGGGACUGGGCUCCCGAGUUCAGGGCACUGCUGAUUUUUGCGGAGCACCGGUACUAUGGUAAAUCAAUGCCGUAUGGAAAUGACUCGUUUAAGAGUCCCGCCCACCUGGGCUACCUCACAGUGGAGCAGGCGUUGGCCGACUACGCUGACUUGCUGCAGUACAUACGCGAGACGUUGCCCGGAGCCCGAAACAGCCAAGUGAUUUCGUUCGGAGGUUCCUACGGUGGCAUGCUGGCAGCCUGGUUCCGUAUGAAGUACCCGCACGUGACUGCCGCGGCAUUGGCAGCCAGCGCGCCCAUUCUACAGUUCCAAGACAUUACCCCCUGCGGGGCCCAGAGCGCUGUCAUCACGGGAUCCUUCAGGAAGGAUUCCGAGCUGUGCGUGGAGGCCAUCAGGAAGUCGUGGGGCAUCAUCAAGAACAUGUCCUCUACCGUGGAAGGCGCUCAAGCAAUCGGCGAGCGCUUCCACCUUUGCGGCAACUACACGCCAAAGAACUUCACGAAUCUGCGGGACUGGCUGACUGAUCUAUACGCGAACCUUGCCAUGGUCAACUACCCUUACGACAACAGCUUUCUAGCUCCCGUACCUGGUCAUCCAGUAAGGGAGGCCUGCAAGUUCUUGAACCGAACUUUCGAUAACGACGACGCGCUGCUAGAAGGCAUAUACCAGGCAAUAAGCAUAUUUCAAAAUUACACGGGACAAACGCAGUGCAACGACCUUUCGAAAAGUUCGGGAACACUGGACGCGGAUGGCUGGAACUAUCAGUCCUGCAACGAGAUGGUGAUGCCAUUGUGCAGUGACGGCGUCAACGACAUGUUUUACAAGCAGGACUGGGAUCUGAAUGAGGUCCGCAAAAAGUGCGAGAAGGACUUCCACGUCACUCCCGACGUUCACAAGGCAGCGCUCAUAUAUGGCGGCAGGAACAUUGCGGCGGCAUCCAACAUCAUCUUCAGCAACGGAGACUUGGAUCCAUGGUCGGCAGGCGGGGUCCUCGAAACAAUCUCGGACAGCCUGAUCGCGAUAUACAUGGAAGGAGCGGCCCACCAUCUGGACUUGCGCUCGCCGAACCCGGCUGACCCAGAGUCCGUCGUCAAAGCGAGGGCGCUUGAGAAGAAGUACAUCACCAAAUGGCUCAGGGAGGCCACGUCCAUCUGAUACACCCGCCGUCCGAAAUGCAUGUGUUCAUCUCGUGCUCU